UUUGUGCAGAGAUCAGCUCAUUUGCAUUUUAAAGGGACACACCCCAAAACGGCACAUGUUUGCUCGCACCUACAUAGUGGCAAUUUUAACAUGCGAUAAUAAUUUUUAUGUUUGCUAUUUUGAGCUAAAACUUCACAUGCGUACUCUGGGGACGCCAAAGAUUUAUUUGACAUCUUAAAAAAGUCUUGUGAAAUGUCCCCUUUAAAAACAACAACAAUGCAUCAUUUUUUUUCAACUGUUACUUUUUAAGCUUGUAUGCAAAUCCAGGUGGGCUUUUGUACCUGAAGUGUUCUCCCAAGCAUCUACCAGGAAAUAGUCAUCAUUAACGCCGACCAAGAUGAGAUUCAUGAAGAAGCGGAUGGUAACCUACAUUUGAUUGACACCAUUUCAACGCAGCCUAAAGAUUAUACAUGUUCAAGAUUGACAUCAAAGAACAAUGUUGAAGCUCUGACCUUCUUUGAAGUUCUCCCAGAUCUGUACCGUACACCGAAACCAAUAGCUGUCGCUGAAGAACCUGUAACCUUUUCUGAGGCACCAGUGAUAGGAUCUCAACUACACGAGAUGCAUACAGAACAUCUAAAGUCUGUAGUUCAGGUGCCAGCGUCGUUCAGAUACGAAGAACCUACGACUGCUGACGCUGAAGAGCCUUUAAUAGAAGAUGAGGAACUAAAUAAAAUGGUUGAAAUGAUAAUAUCAGAGCCAUUAGCAACCAAUGGGUCUGAAUCAGUUACCGUGGAACCAAAAUGUAAAGAUACUUCAGGUUGUAGACUCUGUCCAAGCCUUGAUUCAGGAUGAGCAACCAUUGGCUGAUACUGAGAAGCCAUUUGAUGAAGAAAUUGCUGAUAUCGUUGAGGAAAUCUUGCAGAUUACUGAGGACCAAGUCACUCACAAGCAAAACGAUGAGGAAACCAUGAGGCAAACAAAUGAGGAACUGAGGAACAUGGACACAUUGGAUGUUGCAGAAGCACCUGAAACAUUAUUAGUAGAUUCAGCAGUCGUGGUUAAAGACGAAACGGCUCACAUGACUGUCGAGGACAUCUUUGCUGCCAAUGGAAAGGCAGCUGUGGAUGAAGAAAGCUGGGUGAUUAUUGAAGAACCAAUCUCCAACCAUACUUACCCAGCUGUAGAUGAACUGGUGACUUCACCAGCCAGUGAAGAAGAGAGGAUCAGCGCGGAAAGUGCAAAAUCUUCAAAGUUGUUUUCUCGCCUAAGGUCUGCGUGCACCGAGGCUUUAGUAGAUUCCUCAUACAAGCCAGUCAGUAUAGAUGUUUGUGGUAACGAAAGCACGAUUAACAUCAAAAUUGAAAUUUGCCCGAAUUACAAGAAUGAGUUCGAUAACGCAGCAGUUGCGAUAGCAGAAGAUGAUGAUUUCAUUCAAAAGAUACAAGAAAAUGGUGUGCACUGCAGUAUUGUAAGUCAGAUUUCUUGCAUUCGCAAAAACGCCGCCGUAUGGACGAACUCACAGCCCUGUUGAAAUAAUUCGCACGUACUAACUCCUCACCUACAAGGUGUUUAUCGUCAAUGUGCGACAAAUAACAGAAACUAACCGCACCAGACUUUGUCUCCAGACUGAAGCUGAGUUAACUUCAUUAAACGAAAUGUAAAGUUUGUGAGCAUGUGUUGAGUUGUUUGCUUAUUGUUUUGUCUAUACGGGUGAUUCUCACGAAAUCCAGAUUUAGAAGGUGUCCAGCAUCCAAAAUUUUAAAAAGCCCUUGAAGCUAUUUUUUGCACAUAUAAGAUUAAGGUCUGAACUUACUAUAACUAUUAUUUUUAGAGGAUUUAAAAAA
This is a messenger RNA of Misgurnus anguillicaudatus (oriental weatherfish), 1787 nucleotides long. RefSeq lists its product as uncharacterized. NCBI's taxonomy places the organism in Eukaryota, Metazoa, Chordata, Actinopteri, Cypriniformes, Cobitidae. The record is from RefSeq and is a predicted model, not a curated record.